AUGACUAAAUGUGCCAAGAAAUAUGGAAAAACAACUGUCAGACGGAUGACCAUGGAAAUGGUUGAAUCACAACAGGAUGACAAUGCAGUGGAUUCAGUGCCAGAGAGAGAUGCUGGUCACCUUGAGAAUCAGCCAGGCCGAAGUCGGACUUCCACAGGAUCUGAGGUUUCUGUAGCUGUAUCAAGAGCUGGAAGAGGAUCUCCAGCUGUAACUCUAGUGCAGUUGCCUUCUGGUCAAAAUGUUCAUGUCCAGGGUGUCAUUCAAGCCACACAGCCCUCAGUCAUUCAGUCACCACACAUGCAAGCUGUUCAGGUAGCAUCAAUUGCAGAUGAAUCUACAGAAUCAAAAGAGAUAACUGAUUCUCAAAAACGUAGGGAAAUACUUUCAAGAAGGCCUUCGUACAGAAAAAUUUUGAAUGAACUCUCGUCUGAUGCUCCUGCAGUACCGAAGAUUGAAGAAGAAGAAAAGUCAGAUGAUGAAGGAGUGCCUUCUGGUAUUUCUGCAACGGCCAUGCCAACCAGCCUGUAUCAUACUAACACAGGGCAAUACAUUACUAUAACUCGGAGUGGUGCAAUCCAGAUUUUUAAUCCAUCCUCUGAUGAUGUCCAUGGACUACAGACAUUAACAAUGACAAAUUCAGGAGCUCCUCAGCCAGGUGCUGCUAUUGUGCAAUGUGCAGGACAAUCACCUGAUGGCACACAGCAGUUUUUUGUUCCUGGAAACCAACUUGUUGUUCAAGCUGCCACUGGAGACAUGCCAGCUUACCAGAUUCGGACUCCCGCUACUACCUUACCUCAGGGAGUGGUAAUGGCAGCCUCACCAGGGACUUUGCAUAGCCCUCAGCAACUGGCAGAAGAGGCAACACGCAAAAGAGAGCUGAGACUUAUGAAAAAUAGGGAAGCUGCCAGAGAAUGUCGCAGGAAGAAGAAAGAAUAUGUCAAAUGUCUUGAAAAUCGUGUGGCUGUGCUUGAAAACCAAAACAAGACUCUCAUUGAGGAACUCAAGGCCCUCAAAGAUCUUUAUUGUCAUAAAGCAGAAUAACUGUCUUUGAUUUGGACCUUGUUUAUUAUGAACUUUAAUCAAGGCAUGAGAGGAAGCAAUUCUACAGAUUGCCAUAUGAACUUGAGAAACAGACACUUGAGGCCCUUGUGGAACCCAGUUUUGCUUAGUGUUUUCAAACUGAUUUGGGAGAUAUUCAAAAAUUUGGAAUUCUGUCAUAGUCUCCAUACUCUGCUGAGCUUUCUAAUGGCAUGCAAAUGGCUUUUUUGUUUGCACUUUUUACUUCUGCUUUUUGCAGGGAAGCUGCUAAAGAAUGUCGACGUCGGAAGAAGGAAUACAUAAAAUGUCUGGAGAGUCGUGUUGCAGUGCUAGAAGUUCAGAACAAGAAACUUAUAGAGGAGCUUGAAACCCUAAAAGACAUUUGCUCUUCCAAAACAGAUUAGUAAAGAUAUUUAUUAUACUGUGAACUGACUAAAAUAUAUCCAGUUGCUUUAUAAGACAAUACAUAGCCAACAUGAAUUAUGGCUUUCUCUUUGUGUCAUUUGUAUUAUAUUCCAACUUCUAACAUUCCUGAAAUGCUUUCCUGCUGUUUUUUGUCAAUUCAUAGCUCUAAUUUCAGGUUUGUCAUGCUCUUCCCUUCCAUUUCCCAAGGAGCCAAAUGUUAAAAAAAAGUAACAAAGUAAAAAAGUGCAUAAUUUUUAAGAGCUGUUUCUUUGACAUAUAUUUACAUACUACUUUUUACAUGUUACUGAGUGUCCUGCACAUACAAAAUAUUUUACAAUUGUUUUAGGUGAAUCAAAUAUAAUGCAUCCAGUAACACAAGAAAAUCAAACAACCCAAGGUAUCUCAGGAAAGAGUUUAUAAAAUAAUGUUAUGAUUACAUGUAUCUACUAGCAUACUAGUCUACAGAUGAUUUUAUGGCAUAUUUUUAUAUUAGUCGCUUUGUGGACAAAAAGUAUUGUAUUGCUGUCACUGAGUGCCAUGGUUAAAGAUAGUUUUUAAUAGAACCAUGUUGUUUA
Pterocles gutturalis (yellow-throated sandgrouse) is the source of this 2018-nucleotide messenger RNA. RefSeq names its product cAMP responsive element modulator (gene CREM). The transcript has 8 exons. Gene Ontology annotation, molecular function: RNA polymerase II cis-regulatory region sequence-specific DNA binding; protein binding; DNA-binding transcription factor activity, RNA polymerase II-specific. Gene Ontology annotation, biological process: regulation of transcription by RNA polymerase II. Lineage: Eukaryota; Metazoa; Chordata; Aves; Pterocliformes; Pteroclidae. The coding region runs from base 1 to 1041 and encodes 346 amino acids. Gene Ontology annotation, cellular component: ATF4-CREB1 transcription factor complex; nucleus. The record is from RefSeq and is a predicted model, not a curated record.